Dunckerocampus dactyliophorus (ringed pipefish) is the source of this 766-nucleotide messenger RNA. It is a transcript of the gene fam221a, whose product is annotated as family with sequence similarity 221 member A. NCBI's taxonomy places the organism in Eukaryota, Metazoa, Chordata, Actinopteri, Syngnathiformes, Syngnathidae. The record is from RefSeq and is a predicted model, not a curated record. The transcript has 6 exons. The coding region runs from base 19 to 741 and encodes 240 amino acids.
GGUUUAUGUCUCUCUCCAAUGGAAUCUUUGAACAGUUCAGCCUUAAAAGCAGUGGAGGACUAUUGGGAGUACACACGGAUUGUGGGUGAUGACGAUGGAGGCCAAGUGUUUACACCCGAGCAAUAUGAAGAAUACAAGAGGAAAAUAAUCCCACAGCGAGUACAAAACAGGCUGUAUGUGAGCUUUGGUGUACCAGGAGGUAUCGACUGCAAGCUGAUUGGUCCGGAGACACAGUGCUUCUGUGCACAUAGAUACAAGCAGCACAAGACAGACUUUGAGGUGCUUCCCUCAGAGAGACCUCUGGUCCUGCCUUGCCGUGUCAGGGGAUGUCGUUGUCCUGCUUAUGAGUACGUCCCCCACAUUGGGACGGUGGCGGUUCGCUGCAGGUGUAAACAUUUACCUCAGGAUCACACCGAAGCUGCUGGGCAUCUGUGCAAAAAGUGCGACUGUUCUGGGUUCCAGAGCCCGUUCACAUGCGGGUGUGGCCAACCCAGCUUCAAUCACCACACCAUGGUGGAGACCAAGUCCGAGAGGGAGGCACGGGGUCGCCCGGUGGGCUGGGAUGUGCCUUAUGCUGCGAUGGGGGGUCUGACAGGGUUCAGUUCCUUGUCGGAUGGUUACCUUGCUCUGGGGGCUAAUGGGUCAUGUCCGGAGUCAGAUGACAGCUGCCAGCAGCGUUCCGCAUCAAAACAAGCAUCUCCUGAAGCUUCCAGCUCUGCAUGCAGUAAGAAGACCAAAUAAGUGUACGUCGACAGUAAUAAAGUAC